UGGUUUUCCCGCGGGGCGUUGCAUGCCUCGGCACUUUCCCAUCUGGGGUCUCCCCAAGCGAACCUCACUGUUGGCCGGCACCUAUAACAGCCUGCCUUGCAUUGAUGCAUCUCAACCUCACAUGAGCUUCAUAUGAGAGAGAGAUACGGAAUUCGCGUGUCGAUGGAAUCUUAUCUCAAUUGAAUCUCUCUUGUGAUUUUACGACUGCCAACCAGUACAUAAAACCACCCUCUCUCACUCGCGUAGACUGCCGUCCACCUUGACCAAGCCACAUAACCGAACUAAACUGAACGGGUAAACUGAUCCUUGACUUACAUAUGCAACCUCACAUCUCACAAACUCACCCUUCACUUCUUCACUUCCAACCCAGCCAACCGCCAAAAUGGCCUCUUCAUUCCUGAUCAAGAACCACACCAUCGAAUCCCAACACAUCCGCGAAUACCCCCACGCCACCGCCCACUCCCAAGAAGAACCCCUCCUCCUCGCCGUCAAACAAUACAUCCCCCUCAACAACCUCACCCCCUCCCCCGGCGACGUCUCCAUCAUCGCCGCCCACGCAAAUGGCUUCCCCAAAGAACUCUACGAGCCCCUCUGGGAAGACCUCCUAUCCCUCCUCAACAGCCGCGGCGUCCAAAUCCGCGGCAUCUGGAUAGCAGACGUAACCCACCAAGGCCAAUCCGGCAUCCUCAACGAAGCCAACCUAGGCAACGACCCCUCGUGGAUAGACCACACUCGCGACCUCCUCCACCUGACCAAUCACUUCCGCCACUCCCUCCCCCGCCCCCUCAUCGGUGUCGGGCACUCCUUCGGCGCAAACAUCAUAGUCAACCUCUCCCUCCUCCACCCCCGCCUCCUCUCCUCCCUCAUCCUUUUGGACCCGGUCCUCUCCAGGUUCCAAUCCAAAGGCCCCAAAUACGGCUUCGCCCCCAUGAAAGCCUCCGCCUUCCGCCGCGACAUCUGGCCCUCCCUCGCCGCCGCCAAAUCAGCCUUCCAAUCCAACCCCUUCUACCGCACUUGGGACCCCCGCGUGUUCAACUCCUGGCUCGAACACGGCCUCCGACCAACCCCCACAAGAAUCUACCCCGACGCCCCUGCUGGCUCAGUCACACUGUUGACAACCAAACACAUGGAGAGUUUCACCUACUACCGCCCCAUCCGUCAGAAGUUGAUGGGGGGGGGUAAACACGAACUUGACUGGGAUCUCAUCCCCGACGCAGACGAAGUCGUGCAUAAAAACCCCGACUUCCCCUUCUACCGCCCCGAAGGCGGCCCAGCAACGGCGAACAAGCUCCCCCACCUCCGGCCGGGCUGCAUCUGGAUUUUCGGCUCAGAGUCAAACGUCAACCCGCCCGACGUCCGGCAGGAGAAGCUCGACCUGACCGGAGUCGGUCCGGGCGGUUCUGGAGGCGCGAAGAACGGAAGGGUGAAAGCUGUCACCAUCGAAGGGUACGGCCACCUUGUCCCAAUGGAGAGGACGACCGAGGUCGCCACCUACGCCGCUGACUUCCUCGUCGAGGACCUUGAGCACUGGAGGAGGGAGCAGGAAGAGUUUGAGCGGUGGGCCAAGAAGAGAGACGAGGAAAAGUGGGUGAUUAGUGAGGAGUUUGAGGGGUGGAUGGGGGGACGGCCGGUGAGGAAGCCCAAGAAGGAAGGGGGAGACAAGUCAAAGUUGUAGUAGAUAUCAGAGGACAAAGAGGUUUAAUGUUCCCAUUUCCAUAGAACAACUCACAAUAGAUAUCAGGACAUUUCAAACAUACAACCGUUCCAUCCCA
This is a messenger RNA of Podospora pseudocomata, 1772 nucleotides long. RefSeq lists its product as uncharacterized. The transcript is spliced from 2 exons. NCBI's taxonomy places the organism in Eukaryota, Fungi, Ascomycota, Sordariomycetes, Sordariales, Podosporaceae. Bases 383 to 1675 code for a protein of 430 amino acids. The record is from RefSeq and is a predicted model, not a curated record.